Molecule: messenger RNA, 701 nt
Organism: Acaulospora morrowiae
Lineage: Eukaryota; Fungi; Glomeromycota; Glomeromycetes; Diversisporales; Acaulosporaceae
Source: the annotation of a GenBank genome assembly
GCGAUAUGAAUCGUCCUUCAAUUGCCGCUCUAUGCGGAUCCAUGGACGCCAAAGCAUCGCGAUAUGCAGCGACUGUACGGAUACAAACCGGGCGAAAUGAAACCAUAGUUGAUUUACCAAAUAUGGUGAAGGAACUGUUAAAAACCUUUUACCAAACUUGCGCCCGUAAACCCGAAAGGGUAUUAUAUUAUCGCGACGGAAUAUCAGAAGGGCAAUUUUCCAGAGUGAUGGAUCACGAACUUAAAGCAAUAAGAUCAGCCUGCAGGGCGCUAGAGCAAGAUUACGAACCCACCAUUACGUUCGUUGUGGUACAAAAAAGACACCACACCAGAUUCUUUCCCAUGGAUAGGAGAGAAGCAGAUCGUAGUGGGAAUUGUUUUCCCGGCACAGUAGUUGAUUCUGGGAUAACACAUCCUUUUGAAUUUGACUUUUUUCUUCAAAGUCACUCUGGUAUUAAAGGUACUUCCCGGCCGGCGCAUUAUCAUGUUUUAUAUGAUCAGAAUGGCUUUAAUGCCGAUUCGUUACAAACACUCAGUUACAACUUGUGCUACCUUUAUGCCCGCGCCACACGAUCAGUUUCGCUGGUACCUCCCGUGUACUACGCGGAUAUAGUAUGUAGUCGUGCGAGAUUUCAUGCACGGGGUGCACACUGGAGUGAUACCGAAUCUUCGGAAGAAGUGGGUGCGAAUAAUUAUGCACCC